AUGGCGACUCCAGGCUCUGUCAUUGGAACAUCACUCCUUUUCUUCUCUGGAGCUCUCAUCAUGAGAGGUGCUGGAUGUACUAUCAAUGAUCUAUGGGACCGCAACCUCGAUCCUCAUGUCUCAAGAACUCGACUCAGGCCGAUUGCUCGUGGUGCGAUCACACCGUUCAAGGGACUUGUUUACACCGGGGUUCAGCUGUUUGCCGGGCUUGGGAUAUUGCUCCAAUUUCCCUUGCCUUGCCUCUUUUACGGCGUCCCCAGCUUGCUCUUGGUAGCCAGCUAUCCUUUGGCCAAGAGAGUUACUUAUUACCCUCAAGCAGUUCUCGGCUUCACCUUCUCGUGGGGCGCUAUUAUGGGUUUCCCGGCUCUUGGAAUCGACCUGCUGUCACAUACCCCAGCCUUGACUGCUGCAGCCUGCCUAUAUGCUUCAAAUAUUGCAUGGACAAUAUUAUACGACAUGAUAUAUGCUCAUAUGGACAUUAAGGACGACGUGAAUGCGGGAAUCAAGAGCAUUGCACUGAAGCAUGAUGCUGAGACUAAGCAAGUGUUGACUGGCUUGGCUGCCGUACAAAUCUCUCUUUUGGCUGCGGCCGGAUUUGCAGCCGGUGCUGGUCCCGCGUUCUUUAUUGGAAGCUGUGGAGGAGCUAUGGCCACGCUUGGUAUUAUGAUCAAGCGAGUCAAUCUCAAAGAUGUCAAGGAUUGUUGGUGGUGGUUCAUCAACGGGUGCUGGAUCACCGGUGGCGUGAUCAGCCUGGGCCUAGCUGCGGACUACACUCUCAGAUAUGUCCAGGGACCUGAGGACGACACCAAGUUAGAGAACUGA
Molecule: messenger RNA, 822 nt
Organism: Fusarium musae
Lineage: Eukaryota; Fungi; Ascomycota; Sordariomycetes; Hypocreales; Nectriaceae
Exons: 1
Coding region: 1-822 (273 amino acids)
Biological process (GO): ubiquinone biosynthetic process
Cellular component (GO): mitochondrial inner membrane
Molecular function (GO): 4-hydroxybenzoate polyprenyltransferase activity
Source: RefSeq, a predicted model, not a curated record